Messenger RNA from Magnolia sinica, 1659 nucleotides. RefSeq names its product receptor-like protein 6. NCBI's taxonomy places the organism in Eukaryota, Viridiplantae, Streptophyta, Magnoliopsida, Magnoliales, Magnoliaceae. The coding region runs from base 1 to 1659 and encodes 552 amino acids. The transcript has a single exon. The record is from RefSeq and is a predicted model, not a curated record. Gene Ontology annotation, molecular function: protein binding.
AUGGAUCGCCUCCCUCUCUCCUCUCUUACUAAUAAAUACUUUCCAUUUUCAGUCUUCUUCUCCAUUCUCCCUUCCUUAUUUAGCUUUCUCUUAUUCUCUUCCCUCCUUUUCUCUUCAUCUUUUGUCUUUGCCAGUGUCAGUAACAGUAAGGCAUUGUCAAUGCAACACCAAUGCAUUGAAGACCACUUCUCUGCUUUGCUCCACUUGAAACAGGGCUUUUACUUCCUCAAGUACAACACCACUAGACUCUCCUCUUGGAAUCCUGAUAACAGGGAUUGUUGCACUUGGGAAGGCAUCACGUGCGAUAGUGCCACUGGUCACGUGACCAAUCUCGACCUCAGCGAGCUCAAUAUCUACGGUCGGAUUGAUUUUGUAAGCCUCUUUCGUCUUCAGAGCCUUCAGAAGCUCAACCUCGCUUCCAAUGAAUUCGAUGGCUCUCCAAUCCCAUCUGGGUUUGAGCAGCUCACCAGUUUGAUCCAUCUCAACCUCUCUUCUUUGAAUUUUUAUGGCCAAAUCCCGUUGGAAAUCUCCCGCUUGACCACUUUGGUGUCCCUCGAUCUAUCUUACAAUCAAAUCCAUGCUCUGAAACUCGAAAACCCGAACAUUGGAGCAUUCGUCCAAAAUCUAUCGAGUCUGAGAGAACUCCAUCUCGAUUCGGUAAGCAUCUCAGCGCAGGGUAGCGAGUGGGGCCUGGCCUUAUCCUCUGCACUCCCUUUUCUCCGCAAGUUGAGCUUGAGUGGCUGUGGUCUUUCAGGCCCCAUCCAUUCUUCCCUUUCCAAGCUCCAUUUCUUAUCUGAACUCUACCUCGGUGGAAACAAUCUCUCUUCAGCCAUACCCAAGAGUAUUUUCAUGCUACCAAACCUACAAACGCUGGAUGUAGGAUACAAUCCACUUCUGACGGGUGAAAUCCCUUCAAACAAUACUCUCCGGGAGUUGUCCCUAUCCGACACUGGAUUUUGUAGCAACCUACGGGAUUCAUUCACUAAUUCCAAACUGCUGACAAUAAUCCACCUUAGCCAUUGCAAACUAGCCGGCCAAUUUCCAUCAUGGCUUGUGAAGCUCGAGAAACUCAUGUAUUUGGAUCUUUCAUACAAUGGUUUCAGCGGACCAUUGCCAUCAUGGCUUGUGAAGCUCAAGAAACUCAUGCAUUUGGAUCUUUCAUACAAUGGUUUCAGCGGACCAUUGCCAUCAUGGCUUGUGAAGCUCGAGAAACUCAUGCAUUUGGAUCUUUCAUACAAUGGUUUCAGUGGACCAUUGCCAUCAUGGCUUGUGAAGCUCGAGAAACUCGGGCAUUUAGAUCUUUCAAACAAUGGUUUCAGCGGAUCAUUGCCCUCAUGGCUUGUGAAGGUGGACAAACUCGUGUUUUUGUAUCUUUCAUCCAAUAAUUUCAGCGGUCCAAUCCCUUCUUCCUAUGGCAACAAGUUUCAAAAUCUUCAAUGGCUCAUCGUUGACAAUAAUUCACUUAGUGGGACCAUCCCAUCAUCAUUGUUUUCACUCCCAUCGCUGAAAAGGUUGUAUCUUCAAGAUAACCAAUUUAGUGGUCAACUUGGCGAGUUCAACAACCCAUCCUCUUCUCUGCUAAAGUCAAUCAACUUGGAUAACAACAAGUUGGAGGGGCCUAUUCCGAUGUCCAUCUUUGAACUCACAAAGCUUGAAUAA